AGCAGCACUCUCCUUCUUUCAUAGCUGAGCUGGGUGACUCUCUUGGGCUUUAGAUCCUCAACUACCUUUCACCAUGACCACCAGCGUCAGGCAAUAUUCCUCGUCUACAUCCCUAAAGGGGUUAGGUGGAUUAGGUGGAUUAGGAGGUGGCUCCACACGGGUUUCCUCAGUGCAUCUUGGAGGUUCCUACAGACCCCCAAGUAUCCAUGGGGGAUCUGGUGGCUUUUCUGUCUCCUCUUCUAAGUAUGUCUCUGGAGUAGGAAGUAGCCUGGGUGGUGGCUAUGGGGGAAGCUACAGUAGUAGCUUUGGAGGUGGCUAUGGGGGUGGCCUUGGAGGUGGCUUUGGAGGUGGCUAUGGGGGUGGCUUUGGAGGUGGCUUUGGCGGUGGUGAUGGCAUUCUCCCUGCGGGUGAGAAGGAAACUAUGCAGAACCUGAAUGACCGCCUGGCUAACUACCUGGACAAGGUGCGUGCUCUGGAGGAGGCCAAUUCCGAUCUGGAGAUUAAGAUCAAGGAGUGGUAUAAGAAGCAGGGACCUGGUCCUGACCGUGACUACAGCCCAUAUUACAGGACAAUUGAAGACCUGAGGAGCAAGAUCCUUGCUGCCACUGUCGACAAUGCCAGCCUCCUCUUGCAGAUCGACAACGCUAGGCUGACAGCUGAUGACUUCAGAACCAAGUUUGAGACGGAGCAGGCCCUGCGCAUGAGUGUGGAGGCUGACAUCAAUGGCCUGCGGAGAGUCCUGGACGAGCUGACCCUGGCCAGAGCUGACCUGGAGAUGCAGAUCGAAAACCUGAAGGAGGAGCUGGCUUAUCUCAAGAAGAAUCAUGAGGAGGAAAUGAAUAUACUACGGAGCCAGCUGGGUGGAGAUAUCACUGUGGAGAUGGACGCCGCUCCUGGGGUUGACCUGACCAAGAUCCUGGCUGACAUGAGAGAGCAGUAUGAGAGCUUGGCAGAGAAGAACCGUAAAGAGGCCGAGCAGUGGUUCUUCACCCAGACAGAACAGCUGAACCGAGAAGUAGCCAUGAACACGGAACAGUUGCAGAGUGGCAAGUCGGAGAUCACGGAACUAAGACGCACCGUCCAGGGCCUGGAGAUAGAGCUGCAGUCCCAGCUCAGCAUGAAAGCCGCUCUGGAAGGCACCUUGGCGGAGACAGAAGCCCGUUAUGGCUCCCAGUUGGCACAGCUCCAGGGCUUGAUCACUAGCGUGGAGGAGCAGCUGGCCGAGCUCCGAUGCGACAUGGAGCGCCAGAACCAUGAGUACAAGAUUCUCGUGGACGUCAAGACGCGCCUGGAGCAAGAGAUUGCCACGUACCGCCGCUUGCUGGAGGGCGAGGAUACCCACAUUGCCUCCCAGUACGCUUCAGCAAAAGAAGUGUCCACGACCACCCGACAAGUCCGUACAAUCGUUGAGGAAGUCCAAGAUGGAAAGGUGAUUUCUUCCCGCGAGCAGGUCCAUCAUUCCCCCCGCUAAGACUACACACCAGUCCACAGGCCCCAGUCCUGAGCACCUUGGAUGCAUCAAUAGAAAAGGAAAGAAGACUCCAGACCAUGUGCUGUAGAUGUGUAAUAGUGUCACCAAGGCUGUGUAGGUCUGGGCUCCAUUAGUGUGUUCCUUCCCUUUUCAUUCUGCCUCUGUUUCCCUCACCCUUGUCUGAGUGCUAUCCUGUGCUCUUCCCAUAAGUGUCAAAUAAAGCUUAUCUUCUCAUUCAUGCAAA
Molecule: messenger RNA, 1715 nt
Organism: Malaclemys terrapin pileata
Lineage: Eukaryota; Metazoa; Chordata; Testudines; Emydidae
Product: keratin, type I cytoskeletal 14-like
Exons: 8
Coding region: 74-1471 (465 amino acids)
Cellular component (GO): keratin filament
Molecular function (GO): structural molecule activity
Source: RefSeq, a predicted model, not a curated record